CAUCAUUCUUCAACAGAUUUCUGCACACUCCACCUCAAGCCGCAGCUGAGCUCAGAGCGAUGAAUCCUCAAGGUUACCCGAGUGCUCCGGUUCCACUGCAGGGGGUGCCGUAUGGACAGCCUGAAGGCCCUGGAAUGGUUCAGCACACCACUGUGAACAUCAUCGCAGAGCCUCCACAGGACCACAUCAUCUGGUCCAUCUUCAGCUUUGUCCAUAUGAACCCUUGUUGCCUCGGACUGGCAGCUCUCAUCCACUCCGUCAAGGCCAGAGACCGGAAGAUGGUUGGAGAUCUGCAAGGGGCCCAACACUACGGUUCCACUGCCCGUUCCCUCAACAUCGCCGCCACCGUCUUGAUUGGCCUCAUUGUCCUGAUUGUUAUUAUUUCAUACAGCGUCAUUGCUGCAAGGGCAAAUAAUUCCUACUCUAACUACAAUUACGGACGGUAAAUGUCACAUUGUGUGAGGCUUGUAGCUUUUCUAUCAUUUUACAUCUUUGUACUUACAUGCUGAAAGAAAAAAAAAAUCUGCAUUUCACUGGUGUUACAAGAGACUGAAACAGAUCUCAUCUAUAUUUCUCUCGAGACAUUUUAACAUUUUACCUUAUAAAAUUCUCAUUUCCUGUUCUGAAUCCGAGCAAUUGUUCUGUAAAGCAACUUUCUGUGCCAAUAAAGCUGCUUGUAGUUGCAUA
Messenger RNA from Acanthochromis polyacanthus (spiny chromis), 687 nucleotides. RefSeq names its product dispanin subfamily A member 2b-like. The record is from RefSeq and is a predicted model, not a curated record. Lineage: Eukaryota; Metazoa; Chordata; Actinopteri; Pomacentridae. Bases 60 to 446 code for a protein of 128 amino acids. The transcript is spliced from 2 exons. Gene Ontology annotation, cellular component: plasma membrane.